Diospyros lotus (date-plum) is the source of this 4553-nucleotide messenger RNA. RefSeq names its product tripeptidyl-peptidase 2. Gene Ontology annotation, cellular component: cytosol. The record is from RefSeq and is a predicted model, not a curated record. The coding region runs from base 189 to 4265 and encodes 1358 amino acids. Gene Ontology annotation, biological process: proteolysis. NCBI's taxonomy places the organism in Eukaryota, Viridiplantae, Streptophyta, Magnoliopsida, Ericales, Ebenaceae. Gene Ontology annotation, molecular function: serine-type endopeptidase activity; tripeptidyl-peptidase activity. The transcript has 34 exons.
CAAUAGGUAAUUCACCCAAUAACGAACCCAAACGCUACCCAAUCCCAAACCCAGCUACUCACAUCCACUGCAACAACCUCCCAAGAUUCCGGCGGGCGGCGGCGGCGGCCUCACUCCCUCACUCCGCCGCCGGGAUCGGCCCGGCCCAUGCCAAAUUACUGAAACACCCCUAAUGAUACAUUAAAAGAAUGCAAAUCCCAUUGUUUGAGGCGGUAAGGCAAUCAUUUCAGCCUUUUUUUCUUUCUCCGUCUGUCUCACUCAUAGCGCCCAAAAGGUUUAUCUCAAGAGGCGGCCGACGAGGCUUUGGAGCGGGGAAGUGUAGGGUUAGGGCGAUGCCUGGUUCUUCUUCUGCGAAUUCGGUUGAAGAUAAUGCCGCUUUGCGCAAUUUCAAGCUGAACGAGUCCACCUUCAUGGCCUCUCUCAUGCCGAAGACGGAGAUCGGCGCCGACCGCUUCCUUGAGGCUCAUCCCGACUUCGACGGCCGUGGCGCCGUUAUUGCUAUCUUCGAUUCUGGAGUGGAUCCUGCAGCUGCUGGAUUGCAAGUUACCUCGGAUGGGAAGCCCAAAAUCCUAGAUGUUAUCGAUUGCACUGGGAGUGGAGACAUUGAUACUUCGAAUGUGGUGAAGGCUAAUGCAGAUGGUUGCAUUUGCGGAGCCUCAGGGGCAUCCCUUCUUGUAAAUUCAUCGUGGAAGAACCCCUCAGGGGAAUGGCAUGUGGGUUAUAAGCUGGUAUAUGAGCUUUUCACAGACACGUUGACUUCCCGUUUGAAGAGAGAGAGAGAGAAAAAGUGGGAUGAGAAACAUCAGGAAGCUAUAGCUGAAGCUGUAAAAUGUCUUGAUGAAUUUGACAAGAAACAUGUGAAAGUUGAGGAUGCUAACUUGAAAAGGGUUCAUGAAGACCUCCAGAACAGAGUUGAUUUUCUGAGAAAGCAAGCUGAUAGCUAUGAUGACAAGGGUCCUGUUAUAGAUGCUGUUGUAUGGCAUGAUGGAGAACUGUGGAGGGUUGCUCUUGACACUCAGAGUCUUGAGGAUGAUCCAGAACGAGGGAAACUUGCUGACUUUGUCCCCUUAACUAAUUAUAGGAUUGAACGGAAGUUUGGUGUUUUCAGCAGCUUAGAUGCCUGCUCAUUUGUUGUUAAUGUGUAUGAUGAAGGGAAAAUUUUAAGCAUUGUAACAGAUAGCUCUCCCCAUGGCACUCAUGUAGCUGGGAUUGCUACUGCCUUCCACCCAAAGGAACCCCUACUGAAUGGAGUUGCACCUGGGGCACAGUUAAUUUCAUGUAAAAUUGGAGACUCACGCCUAGGUUCAAUGGAAACAGGAACAGGCUUGACACGUGCCUUGAUAGCUGCUGUGGAGCACAAGUGUGACCUUAUCAACAUGAGUUAUGGUGAAUCCACAUUGUUGCCUGACUACGGACGAUUUGUUGACCUUGUUAACGAAGUGGUGAACAAGCACCGUCUUAUAUUUGUUAGUAGUGCUGGCAACAGUGGCCCAGCAUUGAGCACUGUGGGUGCACCGGGUGGCACAAGUUCAAGCAUAAUAGGAGUUGGGGCAUAUGUCUCUCCUGCAAUGGCUGCUGGUGCUCACGCUGUAGUUGAACCUCCUUCUGAAGGUCUAGAAUACACCUGGUCUAGCAGAGGACCAACUGUUGAUGGUGACCUUGGUGUCUGCAUCAGUGCUCCUGGUGGGGCAGUGGCUCCUGUCCCUACGUGGACACUGCAACGACGUAUGCUUAUGAAUGGAACUUCGAUGGCAUCUCCAUCUGCUUGUGGGGGUAUUGCUUUGCUCGUCAGUGCCGUUAAGGCCAAGGGCUUUCCUGUGAGUCCAUACACUGUAAGGGAGGCUCUUGAAAAUACAUCUAUCCCUGUUGGUGUCUUGCCAGGAGAUAAACUAUCCACUGGGCAGGGGCUUAUGCAAGUUGACAAGGCAUAUGAGUACAUUCAGAAGUUGCAUAAUGUUCCAUGUGUAAGGUAUCAAAUAAAGAUCAACCGAGCUGGCCAAUCAACUCCUGUAUCACGAGGCAUCUAUCUACGGGAUGCUAGUGCUUACCAACAAUCUACGGAGUGGACAGUGCAAAUUGAACCGAAGUUCCAUGAAGGGGCAAGCAAUUUAGAUCAGUUGGUUCCCUUUGAAGAAUGUAUUCAGUUACAUUCUACCGAGAAUGCAUUUGUGAGAGCUCCUGAGUAUCUCCUUCUCACUCAUAAUGGGCGCAACUUCAAUGUAGUUGUGGAUCCUACCAAUCUUAGUGAUGGUUUGCACUAUUGUGAACUGUAUGGAAUAGACUGCAAGGCCCCUUGGCGUGGUCCCCUUUUCAGAAUCCCAGUUACCAUUACCAAGGCGAUGGUGAUAAAAAACCGUCCUGCACAAAUUUCAUUUUCAGGGAUGUCCUUUGUACCAGGCCAUAUUGAAAGGAAGUUCUUUGAGGUACCGACUGGUGCAUCUUGGGUUGAGGCUACCAUGCGGACAUCGGGCUUUGAUACUGCAAGGAGAUUUUUCAUUGACACUGUUCAGAUCAGUCCUUUGCAAAGGCCUAUGAAGUGGGAAAGUGUCAUUUCGUUCUCGUCUCCUUCUGCCAAAAGCUUUGCCUUUCCAGUGGAGGGUGGCCGCACAAUGGAAUUAGUAAUAGCGCAAUUUUGGUCAAGUGGCUUGGGAAGUCAUGAAACCACUUUUGUAGACUUUGAGAUUGGGUUUCAUGGGAUUAACAUUAACAAAGAGGAAGUGGUACUUGAUGGAAGUGAAGGACCUGUCAGAAUCGAUGCUGAAGCUCUUCUAUCCUCUGAGAAACUUGCCCCAGCUGCAAUUUUAAAUAAGAUAAGAGUCCCAUAUCGUCCUAUUGAUGCUAAACUUAGUACUCUUUCCACAGAUCGUGACAAGCUCCCCUCUGGCAAACAGACUCUAGCAUUAAUGUUAACUUACAAGUUUAAAUUGGAAGAUGGAGCUGAAGUAAAACCUCAAAUUCCCUUACUAAACAAUCGCAUUUAUGAUAACAAAUUCGAGUCUCAGUUUUAUAUGAUUUCUGAUUUAAACAAGCGUGUAUAUGCAAUGGGUGAUGUCUACCCAAAUUCUUCAAAACUUCCUAAGGGUGAAUACAAUUUACAGCUUUAUUUGAGGCAUGACAAUGUGCAGUAUUUGGAGAAAAUGAAGCAAUUAGUACUGUUCAUUGAAAGAAAUCUGGAGGACAAGGAAGUCAUUCGCUUGAGCUUUUAUUCUGAACCAGAUGGUCCGGUGAUGGGCAAUGGUAGCUUUAAAUCAUCUGUACUUUUGCCUGGAUUGAAGGAAGCAUUUUAUGUGGGCCCCCCAGCCAAAGACAAGCUCCCAAAGAACUCUCCCGAAGGAUCCGUGUUGCUUGGAGCAAUCUCAUAUGGAAGGCUUACUCUUGAGGUUCAGGAAGGGAGUAAAAAUCCACAAAAGAACCCUGUCUCUUACCGGAUAUCUUAUCAAGUUCCACCCAAUAAGCCUGAUGAAGAUAAGGGGAAAGGCUCUUCCACAACUUGCACCAAAAGUGUGUCUGAACGUUUGGAAGAAGAGGUUCGGGAUGCUAAGAUCAAGGUUUUUGCAAGCCUUAAACGAGUAACUGAUGAAGAACGGUCAGAAUGGAAAAAGCUAUCCAUUUCUCUUAAGUCAGAGUACCCCAAAUACACCCCAUUGCUUGCUAAAAUACUGGAAGGUUUGUUAUACCAAUAUGAUGGUGAGGACAAAAUUCCCCAUUAUGAAGAGAUUAUAGAUGCAGCUGAUGAGGUCGUUGAUAGCAUUGACAGAGAUGAACUAGCAAAGUACUUUGCCCAUAAGAGUGAUCCAGAGGAGGACGAGGCUGAGAAAAUAAAGAAGAAGAUGGAGAUGACCCGUGACCAAUUAGCAGAUGCUCUUUACCAAAAAGGAUUAGCUUUGGCAGAGAUAGAAUCCUUGAAGCAGGGUGAAAAGCCUUCAGCCUUGGCUUCAUCUGGAAGGGCUGGUGAUCAAUCCGGUCUAGAGGCUAAAUCCCUGCUAGAUUUGUUUGAAGAAAACUUUAAAGAACUAAAGAAAUGGGUUGAUGUGAAAUCCUCCAAGUAUGGCAAUCUGCUAGUGGUACGUGAGCGACUCUCUGGAAGACUUGGAACUGCACUAAAGGUACUAAAUGACAUGAUUCAAGAGGAUAGUGACCCACCGAAGAAGAAGCUGUACGAAAUGAAGCUUUCCUUGCUUGAGCAUAUUGGAUGGAGCCAUUUGGUGACAUAUGAGAAGCAAUGGAUGCAUGUCCGGUUCCCAUCCAGUCUACCCCUUUUUUAAGGCUUAUGGGUUAACAGUUGACUGCCAAAUAGUAAUCAAAGAGACUCAACAACCUGUGUGCUUUCCAUUUCCUCAAUAAAAUCUCGGCCUUCAUUAAUUUCCUCCUAAAAUCCCUCUGGAUUUUUUGAAAUGCAGUUUUCCUUGUUGAAACAAAAAAAUUAAGAUAAUUGUCUGUCCUUACUGCUUGGAAUAGCUCGUUUAGCUACAAUUUUUAUUUUUGAAAGAAAGAAUAUGAUGAGUACGUAGCUUGAAACGUAAAUAAUGCCAAAUGAAACUUAGAUGAGCCAA